Molecule: messenger RNA, 8704 nt
Organism: Scatophagus argus
Lineage: Eukaryota; Metazoa; Chordata; Actinopteri; Scatophagidae
Gene: grid2ipa
Product: glutamate receptor, ionotropic, delta 2 (Grid2) interacting protein, a
Exons: 23
Coding region: 1134-7190 (2018 amino acids)
Biological process (GO): regulation of DNA-templated transcription
Molecular function (GO): protein binding
Source: RefSeq, a predicted model, not a curated record
AUUUUUUUUGUGGUUGACUGUAGCUGAUUGUAUGAUUCAGUCUAGCAGAUUAUCAGCUGAACCUUUCUUGUUGAGACAUGAUAGGUUUUUCAGUAUAUUCUAUAAUCUAUUGUAGCUCCCUCACUUUAACAAAAAAGAAAGUGACCUGUUGCUGCCUGCGUGUGAGGAAAUUCCUCACUCAUGGUUGUUGUUUCCCCACACUUCCCCAAAAGAUUUUCAGCCCAUUUCUCCCCCCUGUUGCCAUUUUAAGAUCAUGUUAUUAUCACAGUGUAGCAUUCUUCUUUCAUUUCUUUUCAGUUUUUUGAAGUGUGUAGCGUGAAUGUCAUUGACCAACUCAUCUUGGGAUUGCCAGCUGUUUGGAAACCACACGCACACACCUGCCAGGUAAAACCCAGCAUCCGUUUUUUCAUGUGUACAUGCUGUUCACCUUGUUUGACCUAUGUUUUUGAAAUCUGUUGCUAAAUUUUCUGAGUGAUUGACUUAGCUGGAGUAUCACUGUAUUUGGUGUAACCUUGAGCAUAUCUGCAGGCUACAUCUCUGUAACUGGUGCUCCAGUACUGAGGUUAGCGCAGCCGCUAUAAUCAGCGAAGUGUCCCUGGCUGGUACACCACACAGUUUCUGGGUCAGUCCUCAGCCCUCUGAGAGGGCCCCAUCCACAUGAGCAAAACGAGAAAGACAGAGUGAGGGUGGGAGUGAGAGAGAGAGAGUGGGAAAGGUAUUUAUAGAAAAAUGGGGCUUCGCAGUACCUUUUCUUGCAAAGAACCAUUUCAGGACCAAGUGAAUGUGUCCCAGUUUUCUGAUUGCCGCUCAGCUAUAGGGUUUGGACGGAGGCUGUGGCUGGACUGCCUCACCCAGUAUGGAGAGCCUGACUUUAAGAUGCUCUGGCCUUCCUCUUCUCAGCUGCACAUUGCUGGAUGUCUAGUUGAAAACAGAGGAAGGCUUCGGCCCAAAUAACCAGAUGUGACCUUUUAGGUGCGUUUGAUUUGCAUAGCUGCGUGGAGGCUUCUUGAGGCACUUUGCUCAGGUGAGGAGCAGCACGAGGGUGUCCAAGGACACUCUUCGGCUGCGUCAGCCUCCAGGCCGGGGGUGAAGGGAGGCUGGCUGGAACGUGCCCUGCCGCAAGCCGGGCAAGGAUGAGGCGUUUCCUGAGCAGAAAGGGCCGCUUCUCCCUGCGCCAAAGCAAGUCUGGGACCCGGAGUGCCUCCAAAGAUUUCUACACACAAGUUUCAUUUUCUGUCCGUCCUGCAGACCUUGGCCUCCCUGCCACAAAUCAGAACUGGCCGGAAGCGUUUGGCUUCCGACUGGGUGGCACUGGGCCCAGUUAUAUCCUGUCCGUGGUGGAGGGCAGUAGCGCCUACCUAGCUGGCCUGCAGCCCGGGGACCAGGUGGUGGACAUCGAGGGCCAGGACGUGACCAACCUCAGCACGCCAGCAUUGAUCGCUCUGGCUCAGACACUCAAGACAGUGCCACCGAGCAUUGGAGUGGUGUCACGAAUCGAACAGAUUGACAUCACUCCUGGUCCAGAUGGACGCUUUGGCUUCACCAUCGUUGGAGACAGCCCCCUGAUGGUAGAGGACUGCAUGCCCAAUGGUCCGGCGGGUCGCAGUGGCCUCAAGGCUGGGGACUACGUCAUGGAGGUCAACGGCAUCCCGGUGAAGCACCACGAAACAGCAGCAGCCAUGAUCAAAGCAGCUCAGGGUCGCCCUCUACGUCUUGGCGUGCUCAGUAUGGCCCGGCGGCCCAAGCGACUGAGCAGCAGCAUGAGGGUGUUGUCCCAGAGUGGAGACAGCGUCAGGGAGAGCCGCGCCCACAAGGCCAUGGAGUUCAAUAAGAAAGUGGAAGAAGUACUAGGGGAGGAGCCAGAUGUGAAGGAACAGCUGUUUGAGGUGCUCAAGCAGUAUGCCGCUGAGAGGGACGUGGAGAGCCUGGCUGAGGCCCUGCCCGACAUCUUAAUCACAGAGGAGCAUCAACAGCUGAUCGACAGCGUCAGGAUCUUCAUUCCCAAGAAGCACCGGGAGCGUUUUGACGAGGUGGUUUCCCAGAGUCUGAUGAGCCGGCUCAAAGGGCGGAGUUUCAGUGACCCUAGCCGUAACCACCUUCGCCGCAGCCGGAGCGAAGAUCACCCCGAACGCCUCCUGGUCUCCACCCGUGCCAGUUCAGUGCCACGCACCCACGCAGAGGAAGGCGGGGUCCUCCCAGCCCGUGGCAUGCGCAAGACCACUUCGCUCAUAGCUGGGCACUCCAGCGGGACCACCACCAACUGCAGAACAGUGAGGGUGUGUAAGGGCAACAUGAGUUUUGGCUUCACUCUAAGAGGCCAUGCUCCAGUGUGGAUUGACUCUGUCAUCCCUGGAAGCCCAGCAGACAAGGCAGGUCUAAAGCCAGGAGACCGCAUCCUGUUUCUCAAUGGACUGGACAUGAGGACCUCCUCCCAUGAGAAGGUGGUGUCCAUGCUCCAGGGCAGUGGUGCCAUGCCUACCUUAGUCGUGGAGGACGGUCCGCCUACUUUCACCCUGGCGGAGCAGGAUCUAUCAGGGGGCAGCGUUCCCACAGAACGUGCUCGCUCCCCUGUGCUCAGCUCCCUGCAGUGGGUGGCAGAAAUUCUGCCCCCCAGUAUCCGGGUUCAUGGCCGCACCUUCGGACAGCAGCUGGAGCACCUACUGACCAUCCAGGAGAGGUACACAAUCUGCAAGGCUCUGGAGAACUUCUUCCAGCACAGGACUGUUGACACUCUGAUCGUGGAUGUGUUCCCGGUGCUGGAUACUCCAGCCAAACAGGUGAUCUGGCAGUUUAUUUACCAGCUGCUGACAUAUGAGGAGCAAGAACACUGCCAGAGCAAGAUCUCACGCUUUCUCGGAUACAAAGCACCAGUUCCACCACCACCACCUCCUCCUCCCCCUCCUCCAGAGCCUGAGGUUGCCCCCGAGCCCCACCGCCGUAGCAGCUCCAUGAGGGUGACAGGGACCACGUACAGGAGCAGUGUGAGGGGACGUAGCUCUGAUGACCUGGUCAUUGGCACACACUUGGGCAUGGGCCUCCGUGCAGAGCCAAUGCUGGAAACAGUGAUGAGGUUGGCUCCGGGAGAGAGACAGUCAGGAGAUGGUACCUCCCUUCCUGAGACACCCAACAACCUCACCAAUCUGUCAGCAGUGUAUGCUGAACUGGAGAACAUGUAUUCAGCCAAGAGGUCCAAGUCUCUGAAGAGUCGUCCUCCUCCUGCCCCUGAGAGUUUGCUGGAUCUGGAGCCUCCCUCACGCACAGCCUCCCCUACUAUACAUGCUAACACAGGUAGCCGUAAAGGCCCCCCACCACCUACAUCCUGGCCAGAGCCUCUCCCCAGUCCCCCUGCAGCCCAGUUAUAUCCAUCAGGGCUGACAAGCCAGACCAGUGGUGAGUCCAACCCUUACAUCAGCCUGGACAGCCCCCCUCCAUCACCACCAGAGCCCCCUGAUUACCCAUCUAGCCCCCCCGCCCACCGCAGCAGCAAGAGGCGCUAUACCUUCUCCAAACCACCACGCUCAGAAGACACAGACCGUUUUCUGGAUGCACUGAGUGAGCAACUGGGACAGAGGGUGGCCAUCAUUGAUGACUUCCUGACCCCAGAGAAUGACUAUGAGGAGGAUAUUGUGCAGAUGGGUUUCCCAGAUGAGGAGGAUGAGGAUAAUGAAGAGGAGCUGGGGGUGGAUGAAGAUGAAAAUGGAGGAUUUGUAGCCCCAGAGCUCAGCAGUCCAAGUGAUGUUCAAAGCAGCAGUGGAGAAGAGAAUGCCUCCUCCCUCACCUACUCUUCCUCCUCCGACCACAUCCCUCCACCUCCAAUGACCCCUCCACCGCCCCCACCUGUUCAGUUCAAUGACCCACCUCCUGCCCCUCCAGCACCUGCACAGACUCAGUCUCAGCACCAACAACAGCAACAGCAGCCUCUGCUUAGCUACACCCCUGAACACUCCCCAAGAGCAUACGUGCCCAUCCGUCGGAAAUCUGGCCCCCCUCCCCCACCUCCACCGCGCAGUAAUCCACCACCUAAACGCCACUCCUUACAUAAAGUGCUGCCCACAAGAGAGGACCUGCAGGUCCAUGCUACCAUACAAGAGCUAAAAGCCUACCAAGAACAACAAGUUUACCAGGAAAGGCAAGCCUAUGAGGAGCAACAAGCAUAUAAGGAGAGGCAAGCAUUUGAGGAGCAGAAAGCCUAUGAAGAACAACAACUGUUCCAGGAGCAGCAGGCUUACCAGGAACAACAGGCCUAUCAGGAGAAACGUUUCAAAGAGAGACAGGCUUAUGAAGAGCAGAAAGCAUAUGAGGAGCAGAAAGCUUUUGAAGAGCAACAGAUGUACCAGGAGCAACAAGCCUACCAAGAAAGACAAGCAUAUGAACAGCGUCAAGCCUACCAAGAACAAAAAGUGUAUGAACAGCGUCAAGCCUACAAGGAACAAAAAGCAUUUGAAGAGCUUCAAGCAUUCCAGGAGCAAAAGGCUUAUGAAGAGCGUAAAGCUUAUGAGGAGCAAAAAGCUUAUGAAGAGCGUAAAGCUUAUGAGGAACAAAAAGCCUAUGAGGAGCAACAAGCAUAUCAAGAGCAACAGAUUCAACAGAUUUACCAGAGCCACCACUCGAUGCCUAACCAGCCAACACAACAGAAAGCCCAUUCACCACUGCCUCUUCAGCAACUCCACCAGUCCUUACCCCCCCUCCCCUCUACUGACACCGCCCAUCACCACACAAACCAUCCUCUAUAUAUGCUGCGCCAAGCACAGCAGCAACAGACCCACCAGACUCAUCACCACCGCCGUCAGUCCCGUUCCGCCCCAUCUCCACACCAGCCAUCACCCCAACCAACAGUCCAUCCCAGCCAGCAAGGUCAGUAUUCUGAAGGCAUCUACCAAAGCCAUCAGGGCAUAAGAGCUCAGCCUCAUCAUUCUUCUGCAGAGAUGCUUCACCAGAUGCACCAAGCUUCAGCCCAUCACUCCUCCACAGAGAUGCUUCAUCAGUUGCAACAAUCCCAGGCUCAUCACUCAUCUGCAGAGAUGCUCCAGCAGAUGCAGCAAGCUCAUGCACACUACUCAUCAUCAGAAAUGCUCCAUCAAGUGCAUAAAACCAAGGCCCAUCAUUCUUCAACAGAGGUUUUGCAACAAGCUCACCAAAUACAACAAAUGCAGCCCCACCACUCCUCAACUGAACUUCUCCAUCAAGCUCACCAAAUGCAUCGGGGACAGGCGCAUCAUUCAUCUACUGAACUACUCCAUCAAGCCCACCAGAUGCAACAAACCAAGCCCCACCACUCCUCCACAGAGCUGCUGCAUCAAGCCCAUCAGAUGCACCAAACUAAGCCCCAUCACUCCUCCACAGAGCUUCUGCAUGAAGCCCAGCAAGAGCCAGCCUCCCUCCCAGUUCAGUUAAACCGAGACAACCUCUCCCAUCAGAGCCGGAGAAGUCUUAAAGGUCAUCAUCAGACCCAAGUGCCGCCGCAAGGGAGACACCAAGAGCAGCAAAUCCACCAAUCCCAUCACUCACAACCCACCAAACCAUCUCCACAAAGACCCCACUCUAUCCAGCAGACCCACCACCACUCCAGCACACCUCAGAUCCACCACAUCCACCACAUGACCCCACAGCCACCUCCACAGGACUACCAACACCAGAUUCAUGUUAUCCACCCUCCCCAGCAGCCCCACAGGCCUCAACCCCUUCUCUCCACCUUCCAACCUCUCCAGCCACACCAACCCACCCUCUCUACUUUCCAGCCUGUGCCCCAACAGCACCAAUCCCAACACCAAGUCCAGUCCUCCACCCAAACCGCCCGUCCGCAGUCCCAGCCCUCACAUCACCUGCUGCAGUCACCACACCCGCCUCAAACUCAGUCCCAUCCUAAGCAGUCCCAUGGUCAGCCCCAGUCCCUCCCCCACUCUCUAUCUGACCCAUCAGAGCAUCUGGAGCCUCCACCUCCUCCACCCCUGCCCCCACCCUGCUCCCCUCCACCUUUGCCCAGACCUUCGCUCUCCAGGAUGGACUCUAACCACAUGAGCGUCAAGAGGUUGCGCUGGGAGCAGGUGGAGAACUCAGAGGGGACUAUCUGGGGACAGCUGGGAGCAAACUCUGACUAUGAGAAACUGCAUGACAUGGUGAAGUAUCUGGAUCUUGAGCUGCACUUUGGGACGCAGAAGAACCCCAUGCCUGCUCCAGAUCCAACCCCCCAGCUAGAAUCCUUCAAGAAGAAAGAUGUGAUCGAAAUUCUGUCCCACAAGAAGGCCUACAAUGCAUCCAUCCUGAUAGCCCACCUGAAAUUGUCUCCUGGGGAGCUGCGUCAGGUGCUGAUGAACAUGGCUACUGACAGACUGGAGCCAGCCCACAUCAAGCAACUGCUGCUGUAUGCUCCUGAUACAGAGGAGGUGAAAAAGUAUGAAGAGUACAGACAGGACCCUAGCAAACUCAGUGAGCCAGACCAGUUUGUGUUGCAGAUGUUAUCAGUACCUGAAUACAAGACCCGCCUGCAGAGCCUCCUCUUCAAGUGUACACUGCAGGAGAAGACAGAGGAGUUGAGAGGAGCGUACGAAUGCCUCUGCAAGGCUUCGCUGGAGCUGAGGGCAAGCAAGAAGCUGGCUAAGAUACUAGAGUUUGUGUUGGCAAUGGGGAACUACUUGAAUAACAGCCAGCCUAAAACCAGUAAGACGACAGGCUUCAAGAUUAACUUCCUUACAGAGUUGAGCACAACCAAAACAGUGGAUGGGAAGUCAACAUUUCUACAUAUUCUGGUCAAGUCGUUGUGUCAACACUUUCCUGAUGUGUUGGAUUUCUCCAAAGAUUUAACCAUGGUUCCUCUUGCAGCCAAAGUAAAUCAGAGGACUAUCACAUCAGAUCUGAAUGACCUUCAUACAACCAUCCAAGACAUUCGCACUGCUUGUCAGAAGAUGCCUGCAACCGCUGAGGACCGCUUUGCUGUUGUCAUGAGCAACUUCCUAGAAAACAGUCAUCCAGCAAUCCAGUCUCUGGAGUCCCUGCAACAGAGAGCUAUGGAAGAAUUCAGCAAAACCACCUCUUUCUUUGGAGAAGACAGCAAAGCCACCAACACUGAGGCCUUUUUUGGUAUUUUUUCUGAGUUCAUGGCCAAAUUUGAGAGAGCUCUAAGUGAGUGGCAAGCUGCAGAAAAUCUGAAGAGCCCCAGGAGUCCACGAAUGGCCUCCCCGCUGGCCUGGUAACACACACGCACACACACGCACACAGAUGACUAGUCAUACAGUAUAUAUACAUGUACACUUACACAUCCACAGACAUACUGUACGCAUAUACUGUACAUAUAUGCACACACAUGCACAAGCACACACACACACACCACUGGACAAUUCUGAGCAAAAAACAAGAUUUUAUGUGUUAAUGUGUUUUUGGUGAAAUAAAGGAGAAACUUUUGGAUCAAAGAUGGACAAUUUAGCUUUAUACCAGUGGCGUAGUAUAUAUUGUUAUGUCUUUUCAAAAGAGUUUUUCUUGAAGUCUAAGACUUAAAUGGCUAAGGCUGCUACAUAGAAACUAACUCUGUUUGGACAGCAAGGUAUCUCUAAUAUUUGAAACGUAGUUACUCUGUAACAUCCAAUAGUUUAGGUUUUCUUUGCCUUAGUUCUGAUCACCUGUAUAAGUGUGUUAUGACAGUUCUACAGUCGAAUCCUUGUUAUAUAUCAGUGAAUAAGAUAUAGAUUUACAAAAUUAAAUUAUUAUUCUGAAAUAGAUAUGUAACUGAAAUGCAUUCGCCUUCUCUUGUUGGAUUGGAAGAAAUCAUUAAAGCGGUUUUCCCGUUAGUUUACAUGGUCAGCAAUUUUGUAUGCCACCCACCACACUGAAUGUUACAUAAGUUCUUUACUGACUAAGCGUAGCUUAUUUUCUCAAGUAAAUGCUCACUGAAAUCAGCUGCAUUGUAGCUAUGCCUCACUGUCAGCGUUUUCUUUUGCCUUCUUUAUCACUUGCAGCCAUAUCAUUUCUUUUCUUAACAGUUUUGUUCCUGUAUAAUACUUAAAUCCUAAUGUUACUAACUUGCAUAUAUGAGAUAAUGUCAGCUGGAGGUGGACACUUACUAAGUUAAGUUUUCUGAGGCUAAUUUUUAACUGGCCUAAAGUCAUUAACACGCUGCAGGAAGUAGAAGUGGGAUUAUGUGGAGCCUACAGCGGGCAGUGUGCAAUAUGUGAUUGUUUAUCUGCGUUCCACUGUUAGAUAUUGUACUCUUUAAAUUAUAACAGAGAUUUAUUGUGUUUCUACUGUACAGAAUGAUAGUGGAUGCAAAGGACAGCAGCUACAAUAUACUGUAUGAAGCACUUUGUUGCUUUCAUGUAUUACCCAAAUAUUUCUCUUAUUGACCGUGUCAUAUGAAUCGACCAUGAUGUUUUACCACUGAGACGGCAGCAGUGCCAUUUAGUGUAGCAGACGUAUCAUUUUCGAGCAGUUAAUAGUACAGCAUACCAACUUCUCAGACGUGCCAGCGCUCUGUAAAACAUAAAGCUUACUCUUCAAGUGAUGUUUUUAAUAAGUAAAGCAAAUUGUUACGAUAAGAAUAAUAUGUCCAGCCAGUAAAAGCUCUGUUUUCUAAAGGUCUAAGUUGCUUUUUUUCUGCUUAAAUUAUUGAAUGUAAACCUCUAAAGCACCGCUGUCCAUUUAAGGCCUAUAAAGUGUUAAGUCUGUAUUUUGUAUGGUAUCCUAACAAUGCUGAUAAAGAGUGGUAUGAAAUCUA